GCUGUCGGAGAGCAGCGCUCACCUGGGUGUGUCCCGGGUUGUUGUGUUUUUAUCAGCAGCUUCAGUUUCAGGUGAAGCAUUCGAGGUGCAGCAGAGAGACGGACAGAUUCUUUUCAUAGCACCCAGUGGACCAGUGGACCCAGCAGCCAUGUCCUCCAGGCCCAAUGGGAGUCCGCCUCCCUACGAGCCGAAUACCGGAUAUAACGUCGCCCCCCAGCCGGCCUACUCCUACUACCCGGACGACGAGUUCCAGCACUUCUACCGCUGGACGUCUCCGCCGGGCGUCCUCAAGAUCAUGUCCAUCAUCUCCCUCGUGAUGUGCGUGGCCAUAUUCGCCUGCGUUGCCUCCACGCUGGCUUGGGACUCUCAGGGAGCCCUGAGCGGCUUCGGGGGCGGCAUCGGGGGCGGCAGCUACGGCGGCAGCUACGGCGGCAGCUACGGCGGCGGCUACGGCGGCGGUGGCAGCUUCGGUAGCGGCGGUUCGUACGGCGCCGGGAACAGUUACGGCUACGGCGGGAUCGGGGGCAACUACAACGACCCCCGAAAGGGCAAAGGGUUCAUCAUCGCCAUGGCGGCCAUCACGUUCAUCGCCUGCCUCACCAUCUUCAUCAUCGUGGUGUCUCACCAGAACCUGUCGGAGAGCAGGAGGUUCUACCUGGCGGUCGUGAUCAUCUGCGCCAUCCUGGCGCUGCUCAUGCUGAUAGCCGCCAUCGUCUACCUGGUGGCGGUGAACCCCACGGCGCAGUCGUCCGGAUCGGCCUACGGCGGCCAGAUCGCCGGCCUGUGUGCUCAGUUCCAACAACCGCAGCCUUCGGGGGUCUUUGUGAACCAGUACCUCUACCACUACUGCGUCGUGGAGCCCCAGGAGGCCAUCGCGGUGGUGUUCGGCUUCCUGGUCGCCGUCGCGCUCAUCAUCAUGCUCGUCUUCGCUCUGAAGACACGCCAGAAGAUCAGAAACUUCGGCAAGAGCAACAUCUUGUGGAAGAAGGUGAAGGUCAUCGAAGAGAUGCAGCCGCCCCAAGACGUGGAGGCGUGGGUGAACAAUGUGUCCGUGGGCCCUGAAGUGCUCCCCAUGGCGGGCUACUCCGAGAAGCUGAGCGGCUCCAGGAGCCACCUGGACGACGAGAGCACCAACUACGACAAGCCGGCCUACAGCUACACGCCUCAGCCUCCGGAGGAAGACCUGCCGUUGCAGAACGGCGCCCCCUACGGCACGAACUCGGACGCGCCGAGCUCGGCCGGGAGGCCCAAGAAGAGACGCGCCGGUCGGCCGCGUCGCGCCGACGGACACGACCAAGACACGGACUACAACUCCUCCGGAGACGAGCUGGACGACAACGAGUUCGACAGUGAGUUUCCUCCAAUAGGAAACGAGCCGGACCGCAACGACUACAAGCGCCAGUUCGACCGCGACCACCAGGAGUACAAGGAGCUGCAGGCGGAGCUGGACGCCCUCAACAAGAGUCUGUCGGAGGUGGACCGAGAGCUGGAUGACCUGCAGGAGGGCAGCCCGCAGUACCUGGACGCGUUGGACGAGUACAACCGGAUUAAGAACAUCAAGAAGUCUUCCGAUUAUCAGGUGAAGAAGCGCAGGUGUAAAUACCUGAAGUCCAAACUGAACCACAUCAAGAGGAUGGUGAGCGACUACGACCGCCGGGGCUGAACGACGCUGAGCGACGUUUGACCUCCAACUCGUUCACUCAAAACGACUUUAGAGGACAGAGCGACGCUGAUCAACCACACACACACACACACACACACACACACACAGUAUCACCUGCCAUAGACGCUGUAAUAUGUAUUUAUUUCUGCAGUGAACACAAAAUAAGACAUAAUCCCCGUUUGUUUAUUAAUAGCUCUUUAAACGUGUGUUUUUUUUUUUUUUUAAACAUCUUGUUUUAAUUCUCAUUUUUAAUCUUAUCUCCUCGGCGAUAUAUAAACUUGUAAAUAUGUGGGAAACAGUUUUUUUAAAAUGUUUUUAGCGUGGCUGCGUUUCUUUAUUGACGGUAGAACACUUUUGCGUGUUUAAUGCGAUGUACUUUUACAAUGAGGUGUGGUAACCUUAUGCUUUUUAUGGAAAUAAAUUCAUUAA
Messenger RNA from Cyclopterus lumpus (lumpfish), 2092 nucleotides. RefSeq names its product occludin a (gene oclna). Gene Ontology annotation, biological process: bicellular tight junction assembly. NCBI's taxonomy places the organism in Eukaryota, Metazoa, Chordata, Actinopteri, Perciformes, Cyclopteridae. The record is from RefSeq and is a predicted model, not a curated record. The coding region runs from base 149 to 1663 and encodes 504 amino acids. Gene Ontology annotation, cellular component: apical plasma membrane; cytoplasmic vesicle; bicellular tight junction. The transcript has 9 exons.